AUGAAAGGAUCGACCGUCCUCCUCCCCUGCUCCUUCACACCACCGAAGUCUGUCAAUGACAAUGGAACAGAAGUUUUGAUCGAGAUCAUCAGAGUCGUCUGGUGCAAGAACCAUCCAAUCCGUCACGGAUCGACUCCAUCUGUGUACGACAGCGAAUCAAACAACAACGACCCUCGUUACAGAUACCUUGGAAACAAGAAGGGAGACUGCACUUUACAGAUCACAGAUUUACAGAAGGAAGAUGGCGCAACUUUUCGCUUCAGAAUGGAAACUAAUGACAGCAGAGCAACUUUCACUGGCCAAUCAGGAGUGAGAGUCAGAGUUGUAGGUUCUCUGGAUCGAAGUGUGAACUAUCCAGAUCCUGUUUGUGGUGUGAAAGGAUCGACCGUCACCCUCCCCUGCUCCUUCACACCACUGAAGUCUGUCUUUAUUGAUGUAGGAGAACCUUUGAUCGAGGUUGUCAGCGUCAUCUGGUGCCAGAAUGAUGAAUUCUGUCAGUUUCUGUCCCGGUCCGUGUAUGACAGCGAAUCACAGAACAACGACCCUCGUUACAGAUACCUGGGAGACAAGAAGGGAGACUGCACUUUACAGAUCUCAGAUUUACAGAAGAAAGACGACGCAACUUUUCGCUUCAGAAUGGAAGCUAAUGACAGCAGAGCAACUUUCACUGGCCAACCAGGAGUAAGAGUCACAGUCGUAGAUGGUGAUCAGAUGAAGAUAAGAAGCUCCAGAGAUGACGGAGAGUUUAAAAGAGGGGAAGCAGUCACACUGAACUGUUCUGCUGAAAGCUGCACUAUCCACCAACUGGAGGUCAGCUGGUUCAGAGAUGGCCACGCCCUCUCAGAGUCUGGCCCCGCCCUCCAUCUCAGCGAUCUGACUGCAAAGGAUUCUGGGAACUACACCUGUGGUUUGAAGAAGAACGAGCGCACCCUCUCCGUCCCGUACAGCCUGCACGUGGAGGCUGACGAGGCAGAAGAGGCAGAAGAGGAAGGUGCUCUGAGUCAAAGUGUGAACUAUCCAGGUCCUGUUUGUGGUGUGAAAGGAUCGACCAUCACCCUCCCCUGCUCCUUCACACCACUGAAGUCUGUCUAUGACAAUGGAAGAGAAGUUUUGAUCGAGGUCGUCAGAGUCGUCUGGUGCAAGAACCAUGAAACCUGUUUCGGAGAGACUCCGUCUGUGUAUGACAGUGAAUCAAACAACAACGACCCUCGUUACAGAUACCUGGGAGACAAGAAGGGAGACUGCACUUUACAGAUCUCAGAUUUACAGGAGAAAGACGACGCAACUUUUCGCUUCAGAGUGGAAACCAAUGAUGUCAGAGCAUCUUUUACUGGCCAACCAGGAGUGAGUGUCACAGUCGCUGGUGCUCUGGAUCAAUGUGUGAACUAUCCAGAUCCUGUUUGGGCUGUGAAAGGAUCGACCAUCACCCUCCCCUGCUCCUUCACACCACUGAAGUCUGUCAAUGACAAUGGAAGAGAAGUUUUGAUCGAGGUCGUCAGAGUCGCCUGGUGCCAGAGCCCUAACUUCUGUCUGAAAGGCACUCCGUCUGUGUACGACAGCGAAUCAAACAACAACGACCCUCGUUACAGAUACCUGGGAGACAAGAAGGGAGACUGCACUUUACAGAUCUCAGAUUUACAGAAGAAAGACGACGCAACUUUUCGCUUCAGAGUGGAAACUAAUGACGGCAGAGCAACUUUCACUGACAAAUCAGGAGUGAGAGUCAGAGUCGUAGGUGCUCUAGGUCAAAGUGUGAACUAUCCAGAUCCUGUUUGUGGUGUGAAAGGAUCGACCGUCACCUUCCCCUGCUCCUUCACACCACCGAAGUCUGUCGUUGAUGAUGCAGGAGAACGUUUGAUCAAGAUCAACAGAGUCGUCUGGUGCAAGAACCAUGAAACCUGUCAGGGAUCGACUCCAUCUGUGGACAACAGCAAACCACAAAACAACGACCCUCGUUACAGAUACCUGGGAGACAAGAAGGGAGACUGCACUUUACAGAUCUCAGAUUUACAGAAGGAAGAUGACGCAACUUUACGCUUCAGAGUGGAAACUAAUGACAGCAGAGCAUCUUUUACUGGCCAACCAGGAGUGAGAGUCACAGUUGAAGAUGGUGAUCAGAUGAAGAUAAGAAGCUCCAGAGAUGACGGAGAGUUUAAAAGAGGAGAAGCAGUCACACUGAGCUGUUCUGCUGCAAUCUGCACUAUCCACCAACUGGAGGUCACCUGGUUCAGAGAUGGCCACGCCCUCUCAGAGUCUGGCCCCGCCCUCCAUCUGGGUUAUCUGACAGCAAAGGAUUCUGGGAACUACACCUGUGGUUUGAAGAGGAACAACCGCACCCUCUCCGUGCCGUACAGCCUGCACGUGGGAGCAGAAGAGGAAGGAACUAAAGCCUUUGACCCACUGCUGGCUGUUCGUCUGCUUCUCUUCACUCUGCACACUGUUCUCAUCAUCAUAGUAACGGCCAUCAUCAUCAAAAGGACGUGCGUUCGCAAAAAAAAGAUGAUGGUGUAGGUGAGUCACUAA
Molecule: messenger RNA, 2523 nt
Organism: Sander lucioperca (pikeperch)
Lineage: Eukaryota; Metazoa; Chordata; Actinopteri; Perciformes; Percidae
Exons: 9
Coding region: 1-2511 (836 amino acids)
Source: RefSeq, a predicted model, not a curated record